This is a messenger RNA of Drosophila subobscura, 4982 nucleotides long. RefSeq names its product probable histone-lysine N-methyltransferase Mes-4 (gene NSD). The coding region runs from base 141 to 4700 and encodes 1519 amino acids. Gene Ontology annotation, biological process: regulation of DNA-templated transcription. The record is from RefSeq and is a predicted model, not a curated record. Gene Ontology annotation, cellular component: nucleus; chromatin. Gene Ontology annotation, molecular function: protein binding; histone H3K36 methyltransferase activity. The transcript is spliced from 5 exons. Lineage: Eukaryota; Metazoa; Arthropoda; Insecta; Diptera; Drosophilidae.
AACGCGCAAUUUCGCAAUACCUAUCGAUGCCCAUGGUUGCACGCGAUAAUAAUUUUGGCGCACGCGAAGCGCUAUUUCUCUUUGGAUUCUCUUCGUUUUCUGAAAUCUUAGCAAAUAUAGUGUAGCAAAUUAAACAAAUAAUGAAGCUAAGUGCGGGUACACACUCGGAAACAGGUGGUGUGGGUGCCCAAUCCAAUGGAUCGUUCACUGCUGAUGCUUCUGAUGCCACCGACGACGCGGCUGCAGGCAACGCCAAGUCCGUGGCAUCGGCAUCCCAGAUAACGGAGCAUCUAGAAACGGUAAAGGGGGAGCAGAGGAGACGAGCAGCUGCAACCCAUGAUGGCGACUUGGAUUUCCCGGAAAACGACUUGAAUAGCUCAUUGAGUCCAAAAAACGCGUUAUUAGCCACCAAAAAACUACAGCGUCUCUCUUCGAACAGGAAGCGCGAUUUAAUUAAUUUGCAAUCGGCGCUGAGUCCCAAGUACAUUGGCUAUGCAAAUGCCAACUCCCCGACGCCGUUGUCCGACUCGGACGACACUGUGCGCACAACGCGUCGACGCGUCAAUCAAGCAGCCGCCCUCAACAACAACAACAACAACGCAAGCCACAACAAAAACGACAACGGCGAUGUACAGCCCAGGAACAAUGUCGAGCGAACAGAAUCACCACAGACCGUCGAAGGGACGCCGCUGCUAGAUCGCAGCGAGAGUAAAACCUACAUGAGCCCCAUCGAAAAGCUGCUACUCAAAAAUGGCGCUAGCUCACCAAAAAGCACAGGCUUUGAAACGGAUCCCGAUGACGUGGUACCCCUAGCCACCCGCCUGAAACUUCAGCGAAAGCUGAAGCGUACCGCCAAAACUAGUCCGUCGGCAGAGAAGACAGAGGCAGAUACAGCGACUACAAAGAUGGAUGAAAAAACAGAGAAUGCGACUGCGACUACAGAGAUAGAAGAAGAGAAAGUAGAAGCGACUUUAGAAGCGGAAACCCCGAUAGAGGAAGGAGCGGACAUAGUAAUGGAAGAGCAGACGAUGGAAGCGAUUUUGGAGAACGAAGAGCCAUCAGAGAUGGAAGAAAAAAUGGAAACAAACAAUUUACAACCAAAAGAAAUCACUGACGAUGCAGUCAUCGAAGACACCGUCCCCAUCAACAUGAAUGUAAAAUCUGAGUGCGAGUCCGAGUCUGGGGCAUCUUCCUGCGAUGUGGAUGAGGCAGACAGCAGCAGCCCGAUUAGUUCUUUAGGCAGCGAACACACACAAGACACGCUGCCAGGCGAACCAGCCGAUACGAGUAGCAAAACCAUUGAGUCGAUUGACGAGCCGAAUAACCCAGACUCUGAAUUGGCGUGCGCCUUACCAUCGGCGGCAUCAACAGGCAUGAAAUCCCCUGGAGAUCUGAGCCCGACAUCCUUUCGCCAGCCAGAGGAUAACGGGUACAUGAAGUCGCCGUCUUCGGUGAGUCUGGACAGUGCCAAAGGAUUGUCGAUAGUCACCGAUCCGGGCUGGCCCACCUAUCAGGUGGGUGAUCUGUAUUGGGGAAAGGUCUUUACCUACUGCUACUGGCCGUGCAUGGUGUGCCCGGAUCCGUAUGGUCAGAUUGUGGGCAACCCGCCAGCCCAUCCACAGCGCACAUCCACGGACAACGCGCCCGUGCCCAUUCAGGUGCAUGUUCGCUUCUUUGCCGAUAACGGACGCCGCAACUGGAUUAAGCCCGAAAACCUGCUGACCUUUGCCGGCCUCAAGGCAUACGAAGAUCACCGCGAGGAGGUGCGCAUCAAGCAUGGCAACAGGAGCGGCAAGUACCGAACGAUGGUGCCCAAGCGGUCGAAACUUGAGGUCUGGCGGCAGGCCAUCGAUGAGGCCAAACUAGUGGCCGAGGUGCCCUAUCCCGAGCGACUGGAGAAAUUCUAUAAGAUUUAUGAGAGCGUUGUAACCCUUAACAGGCAGAAGCGGAAACGCACCAACUCCAUGGCGCAGGACACGUCGGAUGUGGGUAGCAGCCUGUACGACUCCACAGACAACUUGCACGCCAAACAGCAUCUUCAGUUGAUGAGCGUGAAGCGUGAACGCUCGGAGACGCCGGUAAGUCCGGCCUUCUCGCCCGUUAAGAAAAGUCAGAAGCGAACCAAGCGGCGAAAGCUGAGCAAGGGAGCUGAGGCGGAGACUGGCGGCAGCAGCAUGCCAUCGCAGGCUGGGGGAAGUGCCGAGAACAAUGUCACUACCACGAUUUCGGAAAUCGAAGAAUAUCGUCACCUAUUUGAUAUCAUCCAGGAAUAUGUGAUUGUCCAUCGGCACGACGAACAAGUGGACAAGGUUCUUCGGGCCGUAGUUGACAAUAUCUGGUCAUUGAAGAAAUUUCAAAUGCGCGAAAAACAUCGAGAGUUGGCUUGUGCAGCAAUUUAUCUGAAUCGGGAGCUCGACUCGGCCAUCGUCCAACGUGACCGCGGCGCUGGCACCACCCAGCGGCUAUCCAAUCGCCUGAGAACGCUGGUGGAGCGACGGAGCCGUACGCCAGUUGUUACGCCAAGUGGUACGCCGACACCCAACGCCAACAGUGGUGAGGCAGUGGUACUGGAGAGGCGUCUCUCGGAAAUUCCAAAGACCAAAAAGCCAGUGAAUCGACCCAUCGAAGAGGUUGUCGACGAUAUAUUCCAGCUGGACAGCAAGUAUCUCUUCCGCGGCCUCAACCGAGGCUCCGUCUGUAAAUAUUGCUACAAGCCCGGCUCGAAUCUGCUGCAGUGCUCGCGUACCUGCCACAGCUGGAUGCAUGCCGAUUGCCUGGAGAGCAAGAAAAGUGGACUGCCCAUAACCAAAAAGGACGGAACGAAGCUUAAAGCUUUAGAAGCUGCAUCCUCCUCUACCUCUACGUCUACCUCACCGUCGCCCGUUCCCGAAAUUGAACACAUCACAGGCGACGCUCCUGACGCCUUAGCCACUGUUGCUACGCCUACCAUUGAGGUGAUCUGCUAUGAGUGCAAUAUUGAUGAAGAUGCCACCUGUUGCAUUUGUCGCCAAGUCUUGCCGCCCCAGUACCCCUCACCGACACCCGGCUCGCCGCUGAAGGAGCCAAGCGAAGCAAAGGAACCCCGACUAGUGGACGGGACGAUGAUAACGUGUGGCCAAAAUAUGUGCGGCAGGAAAUUCCAUGCCGGAUGCUGUAAAUACUGGCCACAAGCGAUCGUCAGCAGCUCCCUGACACGCUGCCCGCUGCACGUAUGCCACACGUGCGUCUCGGACAAUCCUCGAAAAUUCCUACCGGUUGGCAGCUCGAAGCUAACACGAUGCGUCAAAUGCUCAGCCUCGUAUCAUCAGGACUCUCGCUGCAUACCCGCCGGCAGUCGUAUGCUGACCACCACGACCCUCAUCUGCCCCCGCCACAAUGUGGCCAAGACCGAUGCCCAUUUGAACGUGCUGUGGUGCUUCAUAUGCGUCAAGGGCGGGGAGCUACUGUGCUGCGAGACCUGUCCCAUUGCCGUGCACUCGGGCUGUCGCGAUGUACCGAUCGAAAAGCAUGAGAACUACAUCUGCGAGGAGUGCGAGAGUGGACGGCUGCCGCUCUAUGGCGAGAUCGUCUGGGCAAAGUUCAACAACUUUCGUUGGUGGCCAGCCAUAAUUCUGCCACCCACCGAGAUACCUCACAACAUUCUGAAGAAGGCGCAUGGCGAAAGUGAGUUUGUGGUGCGUUUCUUUGGCACACACGACCAUGGAUGGAUACCACGUCGACGUGUCUACCUGUACAUCGAGGGGGAUAAUGGGGAGAAGCUGAAGCCCAAGUCUCAGCUGCACAGGAAAUUCUACAACGGCAUAGAGGAGGCCACGCGCUUUCUUAAAAUCACCAAGGCCAGGCGCCAUGAGCAGAUGGUGGCGCGCGGCAUCAAGGUGAAUCCACCACCAUACGUGAAAAUAAAGAUGAACAAGGCAGUGCCGCCUGUGAAGUUCGUGACCAAUUCGGAGGAGCAUAGCACAUGUGAUUGCCGGCCCGAGGAUGAGCAUCCUUGCGGCUCAAACUCCAACUGCCUCAAUCGGAUGCUGUUCAACGAGUGCCAUCCGGAAUACUGUCUAUGCGGCGACCGCUGCGAGAAUCGGAUGUUCGAGACCCGCAAAUCGCCUCGCUUGGAUGUUGUCUAUAUGAAUGACCGAGGAUUCGGACUGGUCUGUCGUGAACCCAUCGCCGAGGGCGAUUUCGUCAUCGAGUACGUGGGAGAGGUGAUCAAUCAAGAGGAGUUCCAGCGUCGUAUGCUCGAGAAGCAAACGGCUCGGGACGAGAACUUUUACUUCCUUGGCUUGGAGAAAGACUUUAUCAUCGAUGCCGGCCCAAAAGGAAAUCUCGCGCGGUUCAUGAAUCAUUCAUGCGAGCCCAACUGCACAACCCAAAAAUGGACUGUCAACUGCAGCCAUCGUGUGGGACUCUUUGCCAUUAAAGACAUUCCAGCGGAAACGGAGCUGACUUUCAACUAUUUGUGGGAUGAUCUGCUGAAUGACAAGAAGAAAGCCUGCCACUGUGGCUCGGAACGUUGCUCCGGGGAGAUAGGCGGCAAACUGAAAGAAAAGGCCACCACUUUAAAGCUAAAGCAACUGCAACGCAGCAGAACCUCUGCCAUUCGCAUCCAAGUGCCUCCGGCCAAGAGGGCUAAGAAAUCUGUGCCCAAAGUCAAGCACGUGAGCGCCGACGACGAGCCACAAGAGACUAAAAAGGAUCAGUAAAACGAAAGGAGAGAAAGAGCAGAUUUUUUUGCAUUUUUUUUUGCUUUUUACCAUUUUCUAUUAUUGCUGUUAUAGCCAUUGCUAUAAAUGCUGGCACUUCAAUGGAUUAUGAAGAAUCAUUCACUACUUUUGAUUAAGCGAAUAUUUAUUCCCCACAUGUUACGUUUAUCGAGAUAUCAGUUCAGACAAUUGUUCACACAGUCAAGAGGGCAAAGAAGUCUGUGCCCAAAGUGAAAUACGGAUCAGCCACAAUAGACCAAAAAGGAUCAGUAAACGAAAGGA